CGUGUGUGGAUUGUCAGAUCCAUUGCUGUUUCCGUACAUAAACGUUGUUAAAAUGAACAAAAAAUUUCUAAUAGGAUUAUUGGUGUUCGUAGCUGCAUGCAUAAUAAUUGUGGGUGUUUUGUUGGGAAUUUACUUACCCCGAAGAGCAAAAGCUACUGACGUAUUCUCAUUUGAACUACCGGAGCUACCAGAAACAUCGCCAUGGUACGGUAAUGAAGAGAUUCGAAUAUUCCGUCAAUAUUUACGAAUACCAACAGUUCAUCCGGACAUUGAUUAUGAGCCGUGUGUUCAAUUUCUCAAACGCCAAGCGGAAAGUUUAGAUUUGCCCGUCUCCGUAGUCUAUCCCGUUAAUGACAGAAACCCGGUUGUUAUAAUUUCGUGGAUUGGAUCAGAGCCAAAUCUUCCAUCAAUUAUGUUAAAUUCACAUACUGAUGUAGUUCCGGUAUACGAGGAAAUGUGGACUCAUCCACCGUUUGCUGCUGAUAUUGAUGAAGAGGGAAAAAUCUUUGCAAGAGGAACUCAAGAUACAAAGUCGCUUGGAAUGAUAUAUUUAGCAGCUAUUCGAGCACUUAAACACGAGAACGUGACAUCAUUGAGACGAACGAUUCAUGUGACAUUUGUACCUGACGAAGAAACUGGCGGAGCUCUAGGAAUGGCUGGAUUUGUCGAGACCGACGAAUUUAAAGCUAUGAACGUUGGAUAUGCUUUAGAUGAAGCAGGUGUUUCACCUACUAAUGAAAUAAGUGUAUAUAAUGAUGAGAGAUGUCCGUGGCAAAUUGAAUUUGUGAGUAAUGGACCGGCAGGCCAUGGAUCGUUUCUGUACGAAAAUACUGCUGGUGAAAAACUCUCGUAUUUAAUUAGCAAACUUAUGGAAAUGCGAAAAUCAGAAGUGGAGCGAAUGAAAACCAACAGCCUUCCUUACGGAAAAGUAACAACCAUUAAUCUAACCAUUUUGAAAGGAGGUGUUCAAAGCAACGUAGUUCCUCCAGACUUCACAGCUACUUUCGACAUUCGUUUGGAUGUCGAUAUAGAUCAUGCAGAAUUUGAAGCUAAAAUUGACCAAUGGUGCGAAGAAGCUGGUGGUGAUAUUGCAAAAAAUUAUUUAUUAAAAACACCGAAAGCACCAGCUUCGGUUGCCGACUCAACAAAUCCAGUUUGGAUGGUACUUCAAAGUACAACAAGGGAGCUGGGCAUGGAAGUCGUUCCAACUGUAUUGGCAGGAGCCACCGAUGCGAGAUUCCUACGAAGAUUAAACAUUCCCUCAUUUGGAUUUUCGCCAUUGAUAAAUACACCACUAUUGCUACACGAUCACAAUGAAUUCGUUCAUGCUGAUGAAUACUUGGCUGGUAUACAUGUUUACACAAACCUUCUUUCGAAAUUGGGCGAGAUAUAAGAGUCACAAAACAAUUUUUAUUCUGUGUCCAUAUCACCGAAAGUUACAAAUGAUUAUUAAAAUGGAUUUGAAAUUAAAUCAAAUAUCGUCGAUCGUAGUUAUAUUGUACUAUAGAAAAUCCACGUCACUGACUUUAAAUAUAACUUUAAUCGUUUCGAUCAACU
Bradysia coprophila is the source of this 1557-nucleotide messenger RNA. RefSeq names its product aminoacylase-1-like. Gene Ontology annotation, biological process: amino acid metabolic process. Gene Ontology annotation, molecular function: aminoacylase activity. The record is from RefSeq and is a predicted model, not a curated record. Lineage: Eukaryota; Metazoa; Arthropoda; Insecta; Diptera; Sciaridae. Gene Ontology annotation, cellular component: cytoplasm.